Messenger RNA from Rotaria sordida, 1275 nucleotides. Lineage: Eukaryota; Metazoa; Rotifera; Eurotatoria; Philodinida; Philodinidae. The record is from the annotation of a GenBank genome assembly.
AUGAUUGAAGCAACAUUUGGAUAUCAAAUAUCUUCAUCGUCAUCAUCAAAUAUAUCCUCAUCAUUAAUGUCAAUUUUAACUGUAACAACAUCAUCUGCUGCUAAAGCACUUUCCAAUCAAAAUCAUUUUUCUGUCCUUAAAUGGUCCGUUCGAAUCAUCGGUGGUUUAUUGAUUGUCAUCGGUGGUAUUGGUAAUACUCUAUCUGCUUUAACACUUAGCCGAAAAAAAUUAAGAGCUCAAGUUACAUCUAUUUAUCUUAUUGCUUUAGCAUUAUCUGAUCUAGGUAAUGUUUUCUUCAGUGUAUUAAAUUUUUAUCUUGUCCGUCUUGAUCCUGAACAAAAUAUGCGUUUAUAUAGCAAUAUAGCUUGCAAAUUACAUAUAUUUUUCACUUAUUAUUUUAUUAAUUUAUCUCCAACAUUACUUGUUGCUGUUAGUGUUCAACGUUAUCUUGCAAUAGCAAAACAUCAUUAUUCAAAAAGGCAUUGCACUGUUAAAAAUGCAUACAUAGUUAUUGGUAUAAUCUGUUUAUUAUCGAUUUUUAUUCAAUUACAUUGGGGUAUUUUUUAUGAAUUUAUACUACAACCUGUAAAACAAUCAUCAACAUUAUUAAAUCAUACAAUAUCAUAUAAACGUGUAUGUAAUAUAUCAGAAGAACAUUCGAAUUAUUUAUGGUUUCGUUCAAAUAUGAUCGGAUAUAUUCAAUGGUUUUUCUUUACAUUAUGUCCAUUUGUAACAAUGUUAAUACUUAAUUCUUUAAUAUUAAAAGUAAUUGCAUCAGCACGUCGUAUUCAACAAAGAAUUAAUCAGAAAAACCAACGUAAAAAAGCUAAACAGCGUAAUAUGACAAUUAUGCUUCUAUCUGUCUCAUGUGUAUUUAUCUUAUUAACAGCACCAGCAUCAACAUUUAUGGCAUUUGGACAUUUAUUCAGAAAUUUACAUGGAAGAAAUUCACAAUCAUUAUGGACUAUGCUCUCAUUAAUUUAUUAUGCAAAUACAGCAGCAAAUUUUUUACUUUAUUUUUUAACAGCUGAUGUUUUUCGACAAGAACUUCGUGUUAUGAUUUUAUCUUUACCUGGAUGUUCAAAACUUUUUCCUGAAUAUUGUCAAAAUGAUAGAACAAAUGCGACUCCUGCUGUUGGUAAUGGUGGAGGUGGACCAGGAUUAAUACCACCAACUAUUGUAGCAAAAACUCAAAUGACUACUUUUCCUUUAAUUGAUGCAACAUCUUCGUAUAAUAAUGAAAAAUUAAGUAGAACAAAAAAAAGUGAUUGUUGA